Molecule: messenger RNA, 939 nt
Organism: Lodderomyces beijingensis
Lineage: Eukaryota; Fungi; Ascomycota; Pichiomycetes; Serinales; Debaryomycetaceae
Source: the annotation of a GenBank genome assembly
AUGGAAAGAUUGCAGAGAUUAUUAGGCCAAGGGGGUACGUUAGUCGGAGCUGCGCCGCCUCAGACAGAUGGACCGGCAAUUGAUAAUUCCGAGACAGUGUACAUAUCCUCAUUAGCUUUGCUCAAGAUGUUGAAACAUGGACGAGCUGGAGUGCCAAUGGAAGUCAUGGGGUUGAUGUUGGGAGAAUUUGUCGAUGAUUUCACUAUACACGUGCAUGAUGUCUUUGCUAUGCCCCAAUCAGGAACUGGAGUCUCGGUUGAGGCUGUGGAUGACGUUUUCCAAACCAAGAUGAUGGACAUGCUUAGACAAACAGGAAGAGACCAAAUGGUUGUUGGAUGGUACCACUCGCACCCUGGUUUUGGAUGCUGGUUAUCGUCUGUUGAUGUAAACACUCAGCAGUCGUUUGAGCAGUUGAACAAGAGAGCAGUGGCAGUUGUCAUUGAUCCCAUCCAAUCUGUGAAAGGGAAAGUUGUCAUUGAUGCUUUCAGAACCAUUGAUACCACUACAUUGAUGAUGGGCCAGGAACCUCGUCAGUCGACUUCAAAUGUCGGGCAUUUGAACAAGCCUUCGAUCCAAGCAUUGAUCCACGGGUUGAACCGCCACUACUAUUCGUUGAACAUCGAUUAUCACAAGACAUCCAAUGAAACCAACAUGCUUUUGAACUUGCACAAGAAGAACUGGCAAUCGGGAUUGAAUUUGGCAGACUACAACCACAAAGAGAUUGAAAACUUGGAGAGCACGGAGAAGAUGGUCAGUAUAGCCAAAUUGUACAAUCAAAGAGUAUCCGAGGAGAAAGAAUUGACUGAGGAUCAAUUAAAAACGAGGUACGUCGGUAACCAGGAUCCAAAGAAGCAUUUAUCGGACACUGCUGAGAAACUCAUCGAUGAUAACAUCAAAACACUAUUAACAGGUGGGGUUGACUCUCUAGCUAUACGAUAA